This is a messenger RNA of Gasterosteus aculeatus aculeatus (three-spined stickleback), 5233 nucleotides long. RefSeq names its product glutamate receptor, ionotropic, N-methyl-D-aspartate 3Bb (gene grin3bb). Gene Ontology annotation, molecular function: signaling receptor activity; ligand-gated monoatomic ion channel activity. The record is from RefSeq and is a predicted model, not a curated record. Gene Ontology annotation, biological process: monoatomic ion transport. Lineage: Eukaryota; Metazoa; Chordata; Actinopteri; Perciformes; Gasterosteidae. Gene Ontology annotation, cellular component: membrane.
CAUUUUAUUGUUAUUAUUAUUAUUAUUAUUGUUAGCAGGACGAGGUCUUCAUGGCAACAAGCAAGGGUUCAAGAACAUUCCUGGAAAAUCCUGUGAUGUUCCACAAGUUAUGACAAGAGACAAUAUCUUUUUAUAUCCUUCUUUUUUCUUUCUUUUGUCAUUCUCCAUUUCUAAUAUUUGCAUAUUACGUUCUGAAUUUAUUUACCAUUUACUUAUUUCAUAUCACUGAAACAAUUGCUACAUUUUAUUUAUUAUUUGCUAUUAUUAGUUAUGUGACAUAUCCUCAUUUCUGUGCUAUUUGUUCGAUGUCUCGAAGCGGCGCCGCAUUGAAGAUCUGAAGUUUAUUGACCUUCUACUAAAAGAACAAAGUGAACUUUGACUUUUCAACCUUGAAUAACCUUCAUUCAAAGCAAACCCACACGUGCGAAACGUGUUGCUCAGUGGGUUCCUCUCCUCCUUUCCUCUCCUAUCACCGGCUCCUCUGCACCUCCUGUUUUGGGGAAGCCGCCUCCCCUCCCGUGUCCUCCUCCCCCCCCCUUGCGGUCUCCUCAGUCUCCCCUCUCGGUGUCUCGGAGCAGAAGGAGAAACCGGAGGAGCGGCAGAGCGAUGCUGAGAGCGCAGCAGGAUGUCUUUCACCUCCUCCUCCUCCUCCUCUCCCUCCUGGUCCCGGACUCUCCUCACCUUGCUCCUUUUGCACCUCCUGCCGCCGUGCCUCCUCCAUCCGCAGCCGUGCCACCUCCUGGCUCAGAUCGGACACACGGUGCGCGUCGGCGCGCUCCUCCCGGCGCAGCGGGGGGCUCGCGUUCAGGUCCAGGCGGCGCUGAGCCGCGCGGCGGCCGCGAUGGACCGGGACCGGGACCGGGACAGGGACCGGGACAGGGACCCGAACCGGGAGCGGAACAACUUUCUUCCCUACAACUUGAGCCUGGAGCUUGUUUCCCGCCAGCCGGCCGCCGCGGACCCGGAGUCCCUGUUCCGGUGCGUGUGUCAGGGCGUGGUGGUGCAAGGAGUCUCCGCCGUGCUGGCCUUCCCGCAGAGCCGCGAGGAGCUGCUACAGGUGGACUUCAUGGCCUCGUUCCUGGAGAUCCCGUUCCUCAGCGUCAUUGAGCACGGAGAGCCGCUCCGCACGCAGAACCGGUUCCACCUGCAGAUGGCGAUGGGGGUUCCAGAGUCCGGUCUGUCCAACCUGCUGCUGACGGUUCUGCAGCGGUCCGGUUGGAGGGAGGGCACCGUGGUUCUGUGCCGGGGCUGGGAGGAGGCUCGGGGUCUCCUGCGGCUGCUGGACAGCGGCAGCUGGAGCGGUGCAUCGUGGGACGGCGGGGGCGCAGUCACCUGGCACGUGCGCGCCCUCCUUAACCUGACGCAGUCGGCGCACGACGACACUCAGAUCCACGACUUCCUGUCGCGGCACUUCCGACAGAACCAGCCCUCGCCCGCAUCGGUGCUGCUGUUCGGAGCCGACCCGCAGUGCGCGGCGGCGGUGCUGCGCAGCGCUCAGGACCUGGGCCUCACCUUACCCAUGGUGCACUGGGUGCUGGGCCAGCCACUCAGCCCUGACGCGCUGCACGCCAUCGGGCUGCCCCUCGGCCUGCUGGCCUACGGGGAGGUGGAGAGGAAACCGCUCGACUUCUACGUCAGCGACGCCCUGCAGCUCGUCACCAGGGCCAUCGCCGCGGCGACGUUGGUACGGCCGGACCUGGCGCUGAUCCAGAACAUGGUGAACUGCUACGACAAACCCAACAAACACGAGGUGCCGUCCUCCGGACAGUACCUGUCCAGGUUCCUCUCCAACACGUCUUUCUCCGGUCUCACAGGUCCCGUCCGAGUCCACCAGAACAGGUCUCAGGUCCUCACCUCGCAGCGUUUCCACAUCUGGAGCUUGCGACGGGACGCGCUGGGUCAGCCCACCUGGGUGACGGUGGGCAGUUGGGAGGGAGGCCAGCUCAAGGUGGAGGACCAGGGAGUCUGGCAGGGCCCCAAACCUCGCCACAGGACCGACGGCGUGAGUGGGAGGACGAGGGGCCGCUGGAAGCCGGGGAUGCCGGUGGUGGGGAAUCGGGUUCGGGUGGUGACCCUGGUGGAACAUCCUUUCGUUUUCACGCGGGACGUGGACGAAGAAGGAAGCUGCCCGGCCGGGCGCUACUGCCUGGACGCCAGCACCAACAGCUCGGAUACUUUGGAGAAAAUCUUCAUGGAGGUGGCCGGGGGCAACAGCAGCUCCCUGCCCGCAGAGCACAACAAGUGUUGCUACGGAUACUGCAUCGACCUGCUGGAGAAACUGGCCGAGGACCUGGGCUUCGAGUACGACCUUUACAUCGUGGGAGACGGGAAGUACGGGGCGUGGAAGGGGGGCCGCUGGACCGGGCUGGUGGGAGAUCUUCUGAACGGGCUGGCAGACAUGGCCGUGACCUCCUUCAGUAUUAACUCCGCCCGGAGCCGGGUGAUCGACUUCACCUCGCCCUUCUUCUCGACCAGCCUGGGCAUCCUGGUGCGCAGUAAGGACACUGCGGCCCCCAUCGGAGCCUUCAUGUGGCCCCUGCACUGGUCCAUGUGGGUGGGCAUCUUCGUGGCGCUGCACAUCACCGCCCUUUUCCUUACGCUUUACGAGUGGAAGAGUCCGUAUGGCAUGACGCCUCACGGACGCAACAGGGUGAGGGUGUUUUCAUACUCGUCUGCUCUCAACCUGUGCUACGCCAUUCUGUUCGGACGCACCGUCUCCUCCAAGACGCCAAAGUGUUGGACGGGUCGGUUUCUGAUGAACCUGUGGGCCAUCUUCUGCCUGCUGGUGCUGUCCAGCUACACCGCCAACCUCGCCGCAGUGAUGGUGGGGGAGAAGACUUUUGAGGAGGUGUCAGGAAUCCACGAUGCCAAGCUGCAUCAUCCGUCGCGGGGUUUUCGUUUCGGGACGGUGAGGGAGAGCAGUGCAGAGGAUUACAUGAAGAAGAGUUUUCCAGAGAUGCACGAAUACAUGCGGCGCUUCAACGAGCCAACAACACCCGAAGGAGUGGCCACUCUCAAGACAGAUCCUCCUCAGCUUGACGCCUUCAUCAUGGACAAAGCUCUCCUGGAUUACGAGGUUUCCAUCGACGCCGACUGUAAACUUGCAACAGUUGGGAAACCGUUUGCUAUCGAAGGUUAUGGCAUCGGUCUGCCCCAGAACUCCCCCCUGACCUCCAACAUCUCAGAAUUCAUCAGCAGGUACAAAUCGGAAGGCUACAUGGACCUGCUGCACGACAAGUGGUACAAAGUGGUUCCCUGUGGAAACCGUGUGUUCGCCGUCACAGAGACCCUUCAGAUGGGCAUCAGUCACUUUUCGGGGCUCUUUGUGUUGCUGUGCGUCGGCGUGGGCGGAGCCCUGCUGACGCUGGCAGGCGAACACGGUUUCUACCAGCUCGCCCUGCCGUACAUCCGCCGCCGACAGAAGCUCAAGUACUGGCUGCACACCUCGCAGAAAAUCCACCGAGCUCUGAAUAUGACGUAUGAAGACGUAAAGAGGAAGCAAGCUGAAAAAGAGAAAAGCUGUGACCUCCAGAAGCCUCAGCCCCCCUGCGGCCUCCCCGCUGCGCCGGCCCCCGGGGCCUCGGCCAAGUGGAGCAACGAGGACGGUAAGGCCGCCGCUAAGGACGCCCGAGACUUCAAACAAGUCCAAUUCCACCUGGAGACCCUCAACACCCGCCGCCUGCUCGCUAGCAUCGGUACCUCCGACGCCAAGGGGGGAGGGGCCAAAUCCGAAGGGCAGGGGCCGGCGAAGGCGGGGCCUAACAGCCGGCAGUGUGAGAACGGAGGGCCGGCGGUGUCACUGGCCAGCCUCCUCCACUCACGAUCUUUGGCAUCCUCCGCUUCGGCCGCCUCCUCCGCCCAACGCAAUACCUCUGUGCCUCCCCCUGCGCCUCCCUCUGUCGCCGUCGGAGUCCCCACCGCGGCCGUUGCCCCUCCCCCCGUGGUGGUUGCUCCACCCCGGCCCGGUGAGCUGCAGGAGCUACAGGAGCAGAUCGACCAGAUGAGGGAGAAGCUGAGGACGGCUCUGGCCAGGAGGGCAGAGAUCCAGACGAGCCUGGCCAAACCCGUCGCCACGGCAACCAACAACCUGAGUGCAGUUACCACAACCACGAUGACAACAACCGCAGCGCCGCCCAGCGCCCCGCCCCCCAGCGCCCCGCCCCCCAGCGCCCCGCCCCCUAUUGCCCCAGUAAUGCCUUUCCCUGCCAACACUAAGUGCGUGACGACCAUGACGGACCCACCUCACAAAGUCCUGUCCAAAGUCCGGCCCUUCCACAGCAGACUGGCCAAUCAGAGGUGAUGCUGACUGCACGGGUCACAUGACUCUCUACACACAGCGGCCAUUUUGAAACACUGAAAGGAUUUUAUUUUUAAAUGCCAAAGUUAAGCAGGAGCUCACUCAGAUAUGCCAAUAAGGCCACAGGGGGGUCAUUUGUUCAGCUGUAAAAUAAACUAUACUUGUAUUAUAAUGUGUUUGUACAUUACAGACUUCUAACUCAAACUCAGUGAGUCAUGCAUGGGGGGACUUCAAUACAACCCAAUGAGACCUUCUAUCACGUGGUAGUAAAAUCACAUUUGCGGUAUUUACAAGGUUUGGUUGACAGAAUGGACUUUCAUAAAUAUACAAGUUAUUGAAAUAGGUUUCAAAUGAAGUUGGUUUGAGAAUUGAACACCUUUUAUAUUGCAUUUUAACACAGUUGAAAAUGUUUUAGAACAUAGAAAGAAUUCUACAAAAUGAUCAAAUAACAUAAAUCCACCUCCAAAAAGAUUAGGCAGGUGUAAUAAACCCUUAUGUUGAGCAUAUGAACCAAAAAGCACUUAAAAAAGAAUUGUACAGUUAUGUAUAAUAUUCCAGAAAUAUGUUUAUUGUUCAACAUCAAAUUCCAGAACGGAAAACUAUUCCUCUAAAUUAAGGGGCACAAUUAAAUCUAACAAAUAAGCUAUUAAAAUGAGUCCUAAUGUACUUGUUUUGGAACAGUAAUGUGUUGUAAUUUUAAUCGCUGGAUGUUCAGGGCCAAAUAAGCUGAUUUUUAAGGCAAUUUCCUUCAAUUUCCCGAUUCAAAUGGCCACAGUUUGGGACGUCAGCAAGUAAAAAUAUAUGAGUCACUUUACAAACAUUUGGAGUAAAUGGGGAUCCUCAGACUGUUUAGAAUGUCGGUGAAUCUAAAGUUUUUCAGGUUUUUUUGUAGAAACAAGACUUACUGUGAGGCAAGUUUAGCAAACAUCCGAGGAA